UUGGCUAUUCAAAAUUUUCAAACACAAGAACCAUAUAAUUGCCAGUUGGGUCCCAGCAAUUUUAUAAACUAUCAACACAAGAUAAAACGCAAGGAGCCUGGAAGCAGAUCAAGAUCUGUUUAGAAAAGGAGGAACUUAGAAACCAGUUCUGUUUCAGUUCUUUUGCAGCAGGAUUAAGCAGAAAAUAGUAGGAAGAACAGGCAAAGGAAGAAUUAGAGGUGCUGGUGGGUGAGGGAGAAGAAAAAAUUCCUGAUCAAGGAAGUGUGUUGAUGGGUGUUGCAGCUACUAUUGGGAAAUACCAGCUUGGUAGAACCAUUGGUGAAGGCACCUUUGCCAAGGUUAAACUAGCUUUCGACACGGUUACACGGCAGCAUGUUGCAGUCAAGAUCAUAGAUAAGGAGAUGGUCAUCAAAAACAAGCUAAUGGAUCAGGUAAAGAGAGAGAUAAGUACAAUGAAGCUACUGCAUCACCCCAACAUUGUCCAAAUUUACGAGGUUACUGCCACCAAGACCAAAAUCUACAUAAUAAUGGAAUAUGUUCCGGGAGGCAACCUCUCGGACAAGUUGUCAUAUAUCAAAAAAUUUGACGAACGGGAAGCUAGGAAAUACUUCCAGCAGUUGAUUGAUGCAGUGGACUACUGUCAUAGUAGGGGUGUUUAUCACAGAGAUCUGAAACCUGAAAACCUGCUACUGGAUGGAAAAGGAAAUUUGAAAGUAUCAGACUUUGGACUCAGUGCCUUGCGGAAGCCUGGGGACUUGCUAUCCACCACUUGUGGCUCUCCAUGCUAUGUAGCUCCUGAGGUAAUUGUCAACAAGAUGUACGAUGGAGCAACUGCAGAUAUUUGGUCAUGUGGAGUAAUCUUGUUCGAACUACUUGCUUGUCAUCUACCCUUUGAUGACCGUAACCUAAUGAACUUGUACAGGAAGAUAUCCAGAGCGGAGUACACAUGUCCAGAGUGGUUUACAGCAAGCCAAAGGAAACUUCUUUUCAGGAUACUUAACCCAAUGCCUGAAUGGCGGAUGACAGUAGCAGAGAUUCUAGAAGAUAAGUGGUUCCGAACUAGCUAUGAGCCUUCUAGAGGAAUUGAAUGCGAAAUUAGCUUGGAUGAUGUUGCAGCAUUUGAUGGGAUUGGGGGAAAAAACGACGAGACAGGGAUGCCCAAAUCCUCAAGUUUCAUCAAUGCUUUCCAGCUUAUAGCAAUGUCCAGUUACCUUGAUUUGUCAGGUCUCUUUGAAGAACAGGAUGAGGACAAACAAAGAACAAGGCUUGGUUCCAAGCAUUCAAUUAAUGAGACAAUAGAGAAAAUUGAAGUUGCUGCAAAAGAUGUCAGCCUCUCAGUUAAAAGGAUGAACAUUUCAAAGGUGAAAAUUCAUCAGAAACAGAAUUUGACAAGGUGUUCUAGAUCAUAUUUCAACCUAUCAGCUGAGGUGAUCGAGGUGACACCCACAAAUUGUGUGAUACAAAUAUCAAAAUCUGCAGGGGAGCUCCGAGUGUACAAUGAGUUCUGCAAAAGCUUAUCAAAUACGCUGAUGGAGAACCCCAGUGAAGGAUCAGAAUCCCAUACUCCCAGAGCAGCCAUUAUUGAUGAUGGUAAACAGAAAGAAUGCAGUUCAGAAUGGGAAGAGAACAAUAUGGAUAAAGAAACUUGUGGCUACAAUACCUCCUGACAAACUGGCCUCUUGUCAGCCCAAAAAUCUUACUGAUUGUGAUCCCAGAUUGUUCAUUGAAAACAAAGAUGUAUAGCACAUGGAGGAACAACCCAUUCUUCAAAUAAGAGAACUGGAGCAACAUGAGAGAGAGAGAGAGAGAGAGAGAUUGACUAUUAAGAAACAUUAUUCAAGAUCUAGAUUCUUUUUUUAUUAAACAAAAAGGGAGCCGUUUGCAUAGCUCUUUGCUUGUUCCUAUAAUUUGACAUCUUGUAUAAAAAAAUUAUAGGAUAAAAGAAGUAAAUACUUCACAUAUUCCAAAGGGGUAGAUGUUUCAAGCCCACAAGAAGGCCAUGAUAUCCUCUAUCAAUAGUCAAACCCAUGAUACCAACUAUAGGGUGAUCCCAAUCAGCAUUGGGAGACCCAGAUUGGGAUCAGCUGGGACCAAUCCAGAUCAAUAGAUCACUGAUGCAGUUAAAUCGUUGGAUAUAAGGAUUUAUUUCUUUGGGUUAUUUUUUGUAAUUUUCUUUUAUCCUUUUAUCAUGUUGAUCGUGUCACCAAAAGGUAAGAGUCCAAUUAAAUUUGAAUUUGUUUUUUGUUUUUGACAAUGAUACAGUUGAUUCAAUUUCCUAUUCUAGUUUGAUCAUUAGCAGUCAAAUAUACUUGUAAACACUCCCAAAGAUUGGACAAUGGAAUGACAUUGAAAUUUUGUGGCUGUCGUGC
Messenger RNA from Macadamia integrifolia, 2369 nucleotides. Its product is annotated as CBL-interacting serine/threonine-protein kinase 21-like. The record is from RefSeq and is a predicted model, not a curated record. NCBI's taxonomy places the organism in Eukaryota, Viridiplantae, Streptophyta, Magnoliopsida, Proteales, Proteaceae. Gene Ontology annotation, molecular function: ATP binding; protein kinase activity. The coding region runs from base 270 to 1667 and encodes 465 amino acids. The transcript is spliced from 14 exons. Gene Ontology annotation, biological process: protein phosphorylation; signal transduction.